Messenger RNA from Paralichthys olivaceus (Japanese flounder), 4416 nucleotides. It is a transcript of the gene ehd3, whose product is annotated as EH-domain containing 3. Gene Ontology annotation, biological process: endosomal transport; endocytosis. Gene Ontology annotation, molecular function: protein binding; GTP binding; calcium ion binding. The record is from RefSeq and is a predicted model, not a curated record. NCBI's taxonomy places the organism in Eukaryota, Metazoa, Chordata, Actinopteri, Pleuronectiformes, Paralichthyidae. Gene Ontology annotation, cellular component: plasma membrane; cytoplasm.
UUCGCCUCGGUAUUUAAAUGGAGCUGCAGGACAUCAGCUGCUGUCCCAUUCAGAGCCGAGCCGUGACAGACCGGGACAGAAAAUAACCUGCAGCGCUAAAAACACAAAAAUCAAAACAUCUCCCUGUGAAUAUUGUAUCUUUGAGAGGAGAACCAGAGAGUGGUUGCGGGGGUUUUGUUGCGGGAGCAGCGGAACAAUAACCGGGGCUGUGACAGCAGCUCGGUGCGUCGUGUUGGGGGGGGGGAUUGCUCCGCCGGAUCCUCCUGGACCGAACCGAGCUGCGGUGACGUGAUGUCGAGCACGACAGCAAGGAUUUCGGGUUUUAUUUGAUUUGUCUGUGUUUAUUUACUGAGAGACAGAUAAACAAGCUGAAGGUGGUGUUGCUGUGGCCCAGCAGGAUAAAGUGGCCUGGACUACAGAGGACUGAUGGACUGGAUGAUGAGAGACAGCAUUUGAAGGAUUUUUAAAAGAAAAUAUUGGAGCUUUACUUUGUCUUAUAUGUGAAGACAAAAUCAAGACCAACAUCCAAUCGCUUAAAGACUCAACAAAUCUAUCACCAGCAUCUGUGGCUUCACUGGACCAACACCUGCAGCCAUGUUCAGCUGGCUUGGGACAGACGACAGGAGGAAGGAGCCGGAGGUGUUUCAGACGGUCAGCGAGGGCCUGAAGAAGCUCUACAAAACCAAGCUCCUGCCGCUGGAGGAGAGCUACAAGUUCCACGAGUUCCACUCCCCGGCCCUGGAGGAUGCUGACUUCGACAACAAGCCCAUGGUCUUACUGGUGGGACAGUACUCCACCGGCAAGACGAGCUUCAUACGCUACCUGUUGGAGCAGGAUUUUCCUGGAAUGCGGAUCGGCCCUGAACCCACCACGGAUUCCUUCAUCGCGGUGAUGCACGGCGACACCGAAGGCGUCAUUCCCGGAAACGCUUUGGUGGUUGACCCCAAGAAGCCCUUCAGAAAGCUCAACGCGUUUGGGAACGCAUUCCUCAACAGGUUUGUGUGUGCCCAGCUGCCUAACCCAGUGCUGGAAAGCAUCAGUGUGAUCGACACACCAGGGAUUCUGUCUGGAGAGAAACAGAGAAUCAGUCGAGGGUAUGACUUUGCUGCAGUCCUUGAGUGGUUUGCCGAGCGAGUGGACAGGAUCAUUUUACUGUUUGAUGCCCACAAGCUGGACAUUUCCGAUGAGUUCUCAGAGGUGAUAAAGGCCCUGAAGAACCACGAGGACAAGAUCAGGGUUGUGCUGAACAAAGCUGACCAGAUAGAGACCCAGCAGUUGAUGAGAGUCUACGGUGCCCUGAUGUGGUCACUAGGGAAAAUAGUCAACACCCCUGAGGUGAUCCGUGUCUACAUCGGCUCGUUUUGGUCCCACCCUCUGUUGAUCCCUGACAACAGGAAGCUGUUUGAGGCGGAGGAGCAGGACUUAUUUAAGGACAUUCAGUCUUUACCGAGAAACGCAGCGCUUAGAAAACUCAACGAUCUGAUCAAGAGAGCAAGACUAGCCAAGGUUCACGCGUACAUCAUCAGCUCACUGAAGAAAGAGAUGCCCUCUGUGUUCGGGAAGGAGAACAAGAAGAAAGAACUGAUCGGCAGUCUGGCAGAUAUCUACAAACGCAUUGAAAGAGAGCAUCAGAUAUCCCCUGGAGAUUUCCCAAAUUUGAAGAAGAUGCAGGACCUACUCCAGUCUCAGGAUCUCAACAAAUUUCAGCCUCUGAAACCCAAACUCCUUGAGGCGGUCGACGACAUGCUAUCCAACGACAUUGCCGGUCUAAUGGUCCUGGUUCGCCAAGAAGAAAACCAACGCCCUAACCCAGUUGUGAAGGGUGGUGCGUUUGAUGGCACUCUGGACGGCCCGUUUGGCCACGGGUACGGCGAAGGAGCAGGAGAAGGCAUCGACGAGGCCGAAUGGGUCGUUGCGCGUGACAAACCGGCUUACGAUGAAAUUUUCUACACCUUAUCUCCCGUCAACGGAAAGGUGACAGGGGCCAACGCCAAGAGGGAGAUGGUGAAGUCAAAACUGCCCAACACAGUGUUGGGAAAGAUCUGGAAGCUGGCGGAUAUCGAUAAGGACGGGAUGCUGGAUGAUGAGGAGUUUGCGUUGGCCAAUCACCUGAUAAAAGUGAAACUGGAAGGACAUGAGCUGCCUCCAGAGCUGCCUGCACACCUGGUGCCGCCGUCUAAGAGGAAAAUAGCAGAGUAAAUGUAAGAUUAUCCCCAACUCCCUGCUCCGAAACCUGUAAGUAGACCUCCACCAUUAACCCCAUCCCUAGAGAAAAGGAUUCCCAAUAGAAGAGGAUGUUUCCUGUAGCAUCACAACAAGAAUGAAAAAUGAAAAAGUAGACUACAAAUUCCAACUCCCAGUCUUCAUUGUAGCUUCACCCGCACAUCUGCAGUCUUUCCUUUCCUUCAAUUCACAAAUAUUCAAACAAAACAUUCAAAUUCAAAUAGAGUCAAGUUAAUGAAUUCAAAUCGACUGUUGGCACACUGGCUGCAAACCUUUAUGCAACGGAAAAAUCCACGUUUGUAUUUUUUAACACACAAUUCAGGAUUCAACUUUGUCAACAGUGUGUGAAGAGCUUGAUUUAACUGCAACGUUUGUUUGGUGCUUUUACCAGGGGGGAAAAACUGGAUCUGGAUGAGACUUUAGAUCAGUAUCUUCUUUUUUUAAAUUCAAGCUGAGAUCUAUGAGUUGUUUGGUUAGAGAUGUUAGCACAACUGAUACAGUUAAUAAUUAAAAACACUAAUUAAAUUCUCAACCAUGAAACACUGGAAUACAGAAAAAUGCAAGUUGGUUGUAAGUACUGGAAGAAAAAUGGAGAGAAUGUAAAGACAAAAAGAAGAAAGAAGGAAAGUUUCCUUGGAAAAAUUAUUUUAGGUAUAAAAUGCAAUUAACCAGUGUAUCCCCAUUGUAAUAGUAACUAUUAUAUUAUUAUUAUUAUCUGUAAUCAGCACAGUAAACUACUACAGAGUCGACUUUCACACGAUUACCAAAAACAUCUUAUAUUUUGAGUUCCUGAAUUAUUUUCGGUCUCCUGAAAUUUCUGGCUUUUGUUUAACGGAGACAUUUUAAACCGCUACAAAGACUUCCUGUCAAGUGUCUUGAGAAUACACACGAACACACACACACACAAACACACACACACACACAAAUACUGGAAUAGUAUUUUGACAGUGACACAGUGGAGCCUUUUGUGUCACACAAAAAGAAAAGGGUCUAAAUAAGUUACUAACUCUUUAACAUGUAAAAUGUAAGGUGCUGAUGUUGGCGUGUGGGUGGGGACGCCGUUCAUGACAUCACCAUCAUGUAUCGGACAGAAGGACUUUGAAUGGACGUGUCACAAUUAAGGAGGAAAAUCUUUCCAAGCGGACGAGAGACUAAAGGACAUGGAGCAGUUUGUCUUUUCGAGGAUCUUUGAAACGGUUGUGAAUGUCACUAACCCGCCUGACCAGACUGUGACUUUAAUAUGAAACUGUUCUCUGGGUGUUGUUCGGACACAUCAGCGCUCUGACGUUCUCUGCUAUAAUGUGAGGAUGAUGAAUGUUGAAUGUUCAUGGUUCUGUGUGGGCACAUCCUGACUCUUGUAUGUAUGUAUGCAUAUGAACACCGUGUUGCUAUUUGUAAUGUAUAUGUAUUGAGUCUUAAACAUUACACAGGCUACUGAUGAUGGGAUUAUUCCAGUGGGUUAUUAACUGAAAACUGAUGACUCUGUUGUUGUUCACUAAACUAACUCUUCAGUCCAGAGAGUGAAGACGCAGCUUUCUGCUUAUUAUCUGAUAACAAACACUAAUCCGCACAUAAUUCUCUUUUUUGUUGUUGUAGAAUAUAAUUGGCUUUCUAUGUCAUGUAUUUUAACUGUACACAUGUAAUACAUGUUCCUCACAUGUAUUACUGCCAGUAUAUGUAUUCAUUAUAACUGUAUAUCUCCCCGGGCACAAGAUAAAACACUAAACUAAUUAAAAUUGGACUGUUGGGAAGGAGACAUUAUUUACUUGUUUUGAGCCUUUAGAAUUGAUGUAUUGAAAAUUGAUUUCCAGUCAUUAAUUCCUCUCCCUGUGACGUCCCUGUGCUUUGACUGUGAAUUUAAUGUACAUAGGAAGACUACUGCAUUCCAUGAGCACAGAUUGGAAAAUCAUCUAUCUCAUCUUGUGUGCAUUAUGCAUCAGCUCAUAUUUCACAUUCGCGUCAGACGAUAAAAUAUGUGCUUGUUGAAUAUGGAUUCUCCGCAGAGCUCGACUCGCUGGUUUCCGACCCUGAUGGAUUGCAACGUGAAAUCCUGUCUUCUGCUAAAUGUCCCCAUGUGGAAAAACACUGGCGUUAUGUUAUUUUAUCUGUUUUUAAGAUGGCGAUGCAUUGAUUAAUCUGUACUUCACUGCUUUCCUGUCGACAUAAAGAGUCUAAAAUCAUAAUAAAAUUCAU